GCCAGUAUCUGGUCUCCUUUCCUCUCCACGCAGAUACACGAAUGUCUGUUCCGGUGAAAGCCCUCCACGGUGCGCGUGCGUGCGUGCGCUCAGGCCCGCAUACCAAGCCGUGCGUCUGGAGAGUGCUCGGUCAGUUUUCCUGUCAGCAGAACUGCUUUGUUGGCAGGAAUAUGGACGGAUGUUCCCGUCACGAGUUGCAGAUCUUCGGCGGAACGCGGAGCGCGCGCACGGGUGCUCUCAUCCCCGAAUAACCCGUCUGUGGGCGAGCGGAGGCCAUGGCGCGGUACCUGAGGUACUUCACCACGGUGGGCGACCAGCAGCCGGUCCAGCUGGAGGACGAGGAUCUGCACGUGGACAGCGAGGAGCUGGGUCCGGCCACGGGCCAGUACCCGGAAAACCUGAGCUUCAAGGACUCGCUGAAGAGGCUGUACACCUCCGACCGCUUCCAGCUGCUCAUCGACCUGUCCGUCAUCAAGCUAGAACAUGGCCACCUUGCUCCGGAGAUAUUCCACUACCUGAGUUUGGCCCUUCUCACCUUCUUCAUGGUAGAACUUUGCGGGAAGCUGUUUGCCUACCAGCUGGAGUUCUUUCAGCACAAGUUCGAGGUGUUCGAUGGGUUGGUGGUGGUGGUGUCCUUCGUUCUGGACAUCGUCUUCAUCUUCCACGAAGAUGCCUUCGAUGGAAUGGGUCUGCUUAUCCUGCUGCGACUCUGGAGGGUGGCCAGGAUUAUUAACGGGAUCCUGGUGUCGAUGAAGGCUCGCGCCGACCGGACAAUUCACAAGCUGAAGCUGAGCUACGACCACCUCGUCGUCAGAGUCACGGAGCUGCAGAAGCGCACCGAUGAGCUGACGCAGGAGAACGAGAAACUGCGAGCCCUCCUGACCAAACACAACAUCGAGCUCUAAUGCACGCGGAUAGCCAGAGCUAGCCUCUUCAGCCUGUACAUACCAGCGAAAUGCCUGAUCCUAGCGGCACCUGUAUGCGUUGUAAUGCCUUCACCACACGGGGCAUCUUUUCCUGAACAUAUACGGGUCUAGUUGGAUGUCACCAAUGAUUGGUUUCAUUAUUGUUACCGCAAAUAUACCAAGCCUCAUGGAAACUGCUAACCUCUUAUGAAUGUAUAUUUUGAUCAGUCUGAUAUAUAGAGUUCAUUUAUUUUGUAUUGACACAUUCAAAUAAAACAUUUCAAAUAUAAAUAA
This is a messenger RNA of Menidia menidia (Atlantic silverside), 1199 nucleotides long. Lineage: Eukaryota; Metazoa; Chordata; Actinopteri; Atheriniformes; Atherinopsidae. The record is from the annotation of a GenBank genome assembly.